CAGGGCACUCGAUUCCGGAAGGGACUGCAGAGUUGUGGCGGCGGUUUCUGUGUUGCUGACUAGCGUUUCUUGUCUCCUGGAGCGGCGCGUUACACGGCAGCAUCAUGGUGGAGGAGGUACAGAAACAUUCUGUGCACACACUUGUGUUCAGGUCAUUGAAGAGAACCCAUGACAUGUUUGUAGCUGAUAAUGGAAAACCUGUGCCUUUGGAUGAAGAGAGCUUCCCGCUGCUCUCAGAGCCUUGCUGAGCUGAAAUUGUACCUGGCCAGUACCUCUACUCCCAUCUUUUCUCUCACAAACGGAAAAUGGCAAUCAAGCUGCGUAAUGAGUAUGGUCCUGUGUUGCAUAUGCCUACUUCAAAAGAAAAUUUUAAAGAGAAAUGUCCUCAGAAUGCAUCGGAUUCAUAUGGUCAUAAACAGUAUCCUGCCAAUCAAGGACAAGAAGUUGAGUAUUUGGUGACAGGUACACAUCCAUAUCCACCAGGACCUGGGGUUGCUUUGACAGCAGAUACUAAGAUCCAAAGAAUGCCAAGUGAAUCAGCCGCACAAUCCUUAGCUGUGGCAUUACCUUCUUCUCAGACCAGGGUUGAUGCAAAUCGUAGUGCACCUACUGGAGGUGAAUACCGACAUCCAGGGGCUUCUGACCGUUCACAGCCUGCAGGGAUGACUUCAGCUGUUAUGGAGGCUGGCAAUGCCAAGAACUCUGCACUGAUGGCUAAAAAAGCCCCUACGAUGCCAAAACCCCAGUGGCACCCACCAUGGAAACUCUACAGGGUGAUCAGUGGGCAUCUUGGCUGGGUUCGCUGUAUUGCCGUAGAACCUGGAAAUCAGUGGUUUGUAACUGGAUCUGCUGACAGAACUAUAAAGAUCUGGGACUUGGCUAGUGGCAAAUUAAAACUGUCAUUAACUGGGCACAUUAGUACAGUGCGUGGUGUGAUAGUAAGCACGCGGAGCCCUUACCUGUUCUCCUGUGGAGAAGACAAACAAGUCAAAUGCUGGGAUCUUGAAUAUAAUAAGGUUAUAAGGCACUAUCAUGGACAUCUAAGUGCAGUGUAUGGUUUGGAUUUGCACCCAACAAUUGAUGUGCUGGUAACCUGUAGUCGGGAUUCAACUGCACGGAUUUGGGAUGUGAGAACUAAAGCCAGUGUACAUACAUUAUCCGGACAUACAAAUGCAGUUGCUACGGUGAGGUGUCAAGCUGCAGAACCACAGAUUAUUACUGGAAGCCAUGAUACUACAAUACGAUUAUGGGACUUGGUGGCUGGAAAAACAAGAGUCACAUUAACAAAUCACAAAAAAUCAGUCAGGGCUGUGGUUUUACAUCCAAGACAUUAUACAUUUGCAUCUGGCUCUCCAGAUAAUAUAAAACAGUGGAAAUUCCCUGAUGGAAGUUUUAUUCAAAAUCUUUCUGGUCAUAAUGCUAUUAUUAACACAUUGACAGUGAAUUCUGAUGGAGUGCUUGUUUCUGGAGCUGACAAUGGCACUAUGCAUCUUUGGGACUGGAGAACUGGCUACAAUUUCCAGAGAGUUCAUGCAGCUGUGCAGCCUGGAUCUUUGGACAGUGAAUCAGGAAUAUUUGCUUGUGCUUUUGAUCAGUCUGAAAGUCGGUUACUAACAGCUGAAGCUGAUAAAACCAUUAAAGUGUAUAAAGAGGAUGAUACAGCAACAGAAGAAACUCAUCCAGUCAGCUGGAAGCCAGAAAUUAUCAAGAGAAAGAGAUUUUAAUAUGGCAUUAUCUUCAUGGUGGUUCCCCUUUUUUUUUUUUUUUUUUUAAAAAGCGUGGUGUUGAUGAGGAUAUCCAGUCAUUUUGUGCUCUGGCUGGGAAUAUAAAGCAGAAACUCACAUGCUUAAAUGAUUCCUGCUUCAUACUUUACAAUAAACUGCCCCUCCGUGUUAUUAUUUCCAAAAUAAAUAGAGAUCCUAGGAAGUAAGAUGCAGAUAUCAAGCAUAUGUAGGUUUGUUGAACAUGACUAUUCUAAAGAUAGAAUUGACAGUUUUAUUAAAAGACACCUUUUUAAAAAAAACUUACAAAACUGCUUACUAUAAUAAGGACUUGUUUCAAGGGGAGCAGUUGCAUUUUUGGGGGGGGGGUUGUUUUUGUCUUAGUCCUUUAAGAACUAGUAUCUGUGACUAAUAAUUGGGGAUUAAAGGAUUUGAAGUUUUACUUAUAUAUGUUUAUUCCACAGUUUUUGAGUGCAUGUUCUAUAAAGUUCUGCACUGGAUACUGUUCAGGAGAUAGCCAAGUAGAAGAUGUAUGUCCUCCAAGACCCUAGUAGCUUAUUACAGAAAUGCUGUAAUAGAAAUGAAGGCAAAUAGCCAGAGUAGCACAGAGGAAAAGACCAUCGCUUUUUUCCAGAGAGCACUGUGGAAGACUUCACAGAGUCUGGGGUAUUUGAGCUGAGCCUUGAGAGGGCAGAGAGGGAAACUGGUAUCGAUACCUAGGAUGAGGCAUAACAGUGAAUGAAACCAGACCUGUGAAACUGGGAUGUGUUCUAGGGGCAAAGAAUUGUCUGCUGCAGUUGAGUAAUGAGUACAGCUGGUUGGUGGUGGAGAAAGCUCAUUUGGAGUUUGGAUUUAUUCCCCAAGCAGUAGGAUACCAAUAUAGGUAUCAAAACCUGGAGGAAUUAAUGAGAUACCAGUGGAGGUAUUUGUAGCUGUGGCAAGCAAGGGCUGCAGCCUUUUUGAAGACUUUCUGGAAAAGUGUUAUUUAAGUUGCUGAUACCUAUUCCUUGUGGUAAAUACGAGUUUUCGAAACCCUGCUCUUAGGAUCCUGAUACCCCAUCAGUCAACAAAAUGUGUCCCCCUUCACUUUCUGUAGUUAGAAAACACAGUGACAAGAACAAUUGAUACAGAUUUUUUUUUUCAAAAUAAAAAAAUUGCACCAUAAUUUUGAAUAAGCAUUUCCAAAGUAUACCAGUAUCCCAUCUUGCAUGCUGUAGGUGGGAGUAUAAGUUUAUAACCCUUAGGAGGGGGGUUUUUCAGAGUAUAUUGAAAAUGCUCAAGCCAUUUGGCUAAUUCUUCAUUAAAAAGAUUAGGAAACUGCCUAAUAGGAAUAAUCUGACAAGUGUACACAAGCAAGUUCACUGCACCUUUGUUCUUUAAUUAUUAAAACUGGCUCAAAUGUCCUAUCAAUAAGGGAUGGUUUAAUAGAUUAUGGUACCUUCAUGCAAUUUAUUUCUAUCCAUUAAGAGUGAGGAAUGUCUGGACUAAUAAUAAGACGUCCAAACUUUACUCUUAGGUAAAAAAACAAGUUGUGGAAGCAUUUUUUUGUAGAAUAACUUGUUAAUGCUAUAAAAAAAUAAUGGAAUAGUAAUACCACAUUGUUACCAGUGGCUUUGUGAGGGAAUAAAAUUGUGGGAGAACUUUCAUGAUUGGCUUUAUAUAUUUCUAUAAUGUUUUAAUUUUCUAUAAGCAUGUAUUUUGUAAGCUUAAAUAAAGAAAUCCACUACACUUGCA
Messenger RNA from Leptonychotes weddellii (Weddell seal), 3455 nucleotides. The record is from RefSeq and is a predicted model, not a curated record. NCBI's taxonomy places the organism in Eukaryota, Metazoa, Chordata, Mammalia, Carnivora, Phocidae.